CCCAUGUGUUAGUGUUGCUAAUGUGGUAGAGAUGGAUGUGUUGGCUGAAGAGUUUGGAGGUCUUACCCAGCAGCAAAUCACUGCACCUAUAGAUACAGUGGAGGAAAAAUGGAAAUUGCUGCCAGCUUUUUUAAAGGUCAAGGGCCUUGUCAAGCAGCAUAUAGACUCGUUCAAUUAUUUCAUCAAUGUUGAGAUUAAGAAAAUAAUGAAAGCCAAUGAAAAGGUGACAAGUGAUGCUGACCCAAUGUGGUACUUAAAGUACCUUAAUAUUUACGUUGGUGCACCAGAUGUUGAAGAAAGCUUUAAUGUUACGCGACCAGUAUCUCCUCACGAGUGUCGUCUCAGAGAUAUGACUUAUUCUGCACCAAUUACUGUUGACAUUGAAUACACUAGAGGAAGUCAAAGGAUUAUUCGCAAUGCGCUUCCGAUUGGCAGAAUGCCAAUCAUGUUGCGUAGUUCUAACUGUGUUCUUACUGGAAAGACUCCAGCCGAGUUUGCAAAACUAAAUGAGUGCCCCUUGGAUCCAGGGGGUUACUUUAUUGUGAAGGGAGUAGAAAAAGUUAUUUUGAUUCAAGAACAGUUGUCCAAAAACAGAAUUAUUGUGGAACAAGACCGAAAAGGAGCAGUGGGUGCAUCUGUAACCAGCUCUACCCAUGAAAAGAAGAGCAGAACAAAUUUAGUUAUGAAACAGGGAAGAUUUUACUUGAAGCACAACACAUUGUCCGAAGAUAUCCCCAUUGCAAUUAUUUUCAAGGCGAUGGGCGUUGAGAGUGACCAAGAAAUCGUGCAGAUGAUUGGUACAGAGGAGCAUGUGAUGGCUGCUUUUGGGCCCAGUUUGGAGGAAUGCCAGAAAGCACAGAUCUUCACACAGAUGCAGGCUUUAAAGUUCAUUGGUAAUAAAGUUAGAAGGCAAAGAAUGUGGGGAGGACCGAAGAAAUCUAAGGUUGAUGAAGCACGUGAGCUUUUGGCCUCAACAAUUUUAACUCAUGUCCCAGUUAAAGAAUUCAAUUUCAGGGCAAAAUGCAUUUAUAUAGCUGUGAUGGUCCGCAGGGUGAUAUUGGCUCAAGGAGAAAACAAAGUAGAUGAUCGUGAUUACUAUGGAAACAAGCGAUUGGAGCUGGCGGGACAACUACUGUCUCUCUUGUUUGAAGAUUUGUUUAAAAAGUUUAAUGCAGAAAUGAAAAAAAUUGCCGACCAGGUCAUCCCUAAACAGAGGGCUGCUCAGUUUGAUGUUGUAAAGCACAUGCGUCAAGACCAGAUCACAAACGGGAUGGUAAACGCCAUAUCUACAGGGAAUUGGUCGCUCAAAAGAUUUAAGAUGGACCGUCAAGGUGUGACACAGGUGUUAUCAAGGUUAUCCUUUAUAUCUGCAUUGGGAAUGAUGACAAGAAUUUCUUCCCAGUUUGAAAAGACCAGGAAAGUCAGUGGACCUCGAUCAUUGCAGCCGUCUCAGUGGGGCAUGCUGUGUCCUUCUGACACACCUGAAGGAGAGGCUUGUGGCCUGGUUAAAAAUCUGGCUCUGAUGACUCAUAUCACUACUGACAUGGAGGAUGGUCCAAUCAUUAAGCUGGCCGGUAAUCUUGGAGUGGAAGAUGUCAAUUUACUCUGUGGUGAAGAGCUUUCCUACCCAAAUGUUUUUCUUGUAUUUCUUAAUGGUAACAUCCUUGGCGUUAUACGUGAUCAUCAAAAGCUAGUGAGUACAUUCCGACUAAUGCGACGUGCAGGCUUCAUCAAUGAAUUUGUUUCUAUUUCCACAAACCUCACUGACAGAUGUGUGUACAUCUCUUCUGAUGGUGGCAGACUGUGCAGGCCCUAUAUCAUAGUGAAAAAUCAAAGACCUGCUGUUACAAAGAAGCACAUCCAGGAGCUUUCUCAGGGAUACAGGACUUUUGAAGACUUCCUUCACGAGAGCCUGGUAGAAUACUUGGAUGUCAAUGAAGAGAAUGAUUGUACUAUAUCACUAUAUGAACACAGUAUAAACAAACAUACAACACACUUGGAAAUUGAGCCAUUUACACUGCUUGGUGUUUGUGCAGGACUCAUCCCAUACCCACACCACAACCAGUCCCCCAGAAACACAUACCAGUGUGCUAUGGGUAAACAAGCCAUGGGGACAAUUGGAUACAAUCAGAGGAACAGGAUUGACACACUGAUGUACCUGUUAGCGUACCCACAGAGGCCAAUGGUUAAGACAAGAACUAUUGAACUUAUUGAUUUUGAGAAACUACCAGCAGGGCAGAAUGCUACUGUGGCUGUAAUGAGUUAUAGUGGGUACGACAUUGAAGAUGCACUUGUACUUAAUAAAGCAUCCUUAGAUAGAGGUUUCGGGCGCUGCCUUGUGUACAAGAACGCCAAAUGUACUCUGAAACGUUACAGCAAUCAAACGUUUGAUAAAGUGAUGGGGCCCAUGUUGGAUGCUACCACACGUAAACAGAUAUGGAGACAUGAAAUCCUAGAUGCUGAUGGAAUUUGCUCUCCAGGGGAAAAAGUGGAAAACAAGCAGGUCCUUGUCAACAAAUCCAUGCCGACAGUCACACAGACCCCUCUAGAGGGAAGCAACGUGCCACAACAGCCACAGUUUAAAGAUGUGCCAAUAACUUACAAAGGCUCCACAGAGUCAUACAUUGAGAAAGUAAUGAUCUCCUCCAAUGCAGAAGAAGCUUUUCUUAUUAAAAUACUACUGCGGCAAACAAGACGGCCAGAAAUUGGUGAUAAGUUCAGCAGUAGGCAUGGACAAAAAGGUGUUUGUGGUUUAAUCGUGCCACAAGAAGACAUGCCUUUCAGUGAAACUGGAAUUUGCCCAGAUAUUAUCAUGAAUCCUCAUGGCUACCCUUCUCGUAUGACGGUUGGGAAAUUAAUUGAACUCUUGGCUGGAAAGGCUGGUGUGUUAGAUGGCCGAUUUCACUACGGUACUGCCUUUGGGGGCAGUAAAGUUAAGGAUGUCUGUGAAGAUCUUAUCCGACAUGGCUACAACUACUUAGGGAAAGACUAUGUAACAUCUGGUAUCACAGGGGAGCCCCUGGAAGCUUAUAUUUAUUUUGGACCGGUAUACUAUCAGAAACUUAAGCAUAUGGUACUGGAUAAGAUGCAUGCUAGAGCCAGAGGUCCUAGGGCUGUCCUUACCAGGCAACCUACAGAAGGACGAUCUCGGGAUGGUGGUCUGCGUCUUGGUGAAAUGGAACGAGAUUGCUUGAUUGGUUAUGGAGCCAGUAUGCUACUAUUGGAGAGACUAAUGAUAUCUAGUGAUGCCUUCGAGGUGGAUGUCUGUGGACAAUGUGGAUUACUAGGAUACUCCGGCUGGUGCCAUUAUUGCAAGUCUUCCUGCCACGUAUCAUCACUGCGAAUCCCUUACGCAUGCAAGCUCCUGUUUCAAGAACUUCAGUCCAUGAAUAUUAUACCCAGACUUAAACUGUCAAGAUAUAACGAGUAGGAGAAGUGAAAUUAAAUAGAAUUUUAGCUAUGCUGACAUUCUAGUUUGGAUGGAAAAUAAAAUUGAAUUGUUUAAAUGAGUAUGGCUAAGAUCUACUGGUAUUAAAACCGUAAAGCAAGCUGUGUUUUGAUGUUUUUUUUUUCUUUUCUUUAUUUUGUUUGCACUGAAAUGGCAAAUAACAUUUUGUAUAUUUGAUACCUGUAAAUUGCGAAUGUUGUAUGAAACAUUGAAACCUCUUUGCCAUAAAGAAACGUAUGUUAAGCAGUUUGCUGUUCUGAUUUAUGUGGCAUUUAUUAAAUUAUUAAUAAAGUCGUUUUUGUGUACUUAUUCCAAA
Messenger RNA from Pelobates fuscus (common spadefoot toad), 3764 nucleotides. RefSeq names its product RNA polymerase III subunit B (gene POLR3B). The record is from RefSeq and is a predicted model, not a curated record. Gene Ontology annotation, biological process: DNA-templated transcription. NCBI's taxonomy places the organism in Eukaryota, Metazoa, Chordata, Amphibia, Anura, Pelobatidae. The transcript has 28 exons. Gene Ontology annotation, cellular component: RNA polymerase III complex. The coding region runs from base 32 to 3430 and encodes 1132 amino acids. Gene Ontology annotation, molecular function: ribonucleoside binding; DNA binding.